CGCUGAUUAGUGCUACAGAAGACUUAAACAACCAAUGACCACAACCUGAAGGCAUACGUUUCGUUUAAUGAGCAAUUUACUAAUGCUAGACGACAUCGUGUUUAUUGGCUUUUAACUGGGAAUUUUUCAGUGUUCCCGACUCAUCUGUGUCCUCGUUGUGACAGCUAUACGUUGACAGCAAUGCAAGUUAAAAUUUGUUGUUUCUUCUAAUUCGAUUUCAAUCCAUUGUUUUUUUAUAUCUAUUUUUUACUCGCAUGCAUCGGACAGUAUGGACUGAGAUGAAACAGACUUAAAUGUUAGAAGAAGAAAAACCCCACAGACCUUUGUAAGAGAUUUGUUAAAUUUCACCCGUUACCGGAUUGCCAUAUUGUACGAUGAUGAACAAGAACGGAAUGGUGUCAAAAAUCCAAACCAGAAUAAGGACUGAUCCUUUCAAGAGCAAUUACGACCUUGUCGGUAAAGAGUUGGGCAGGGGGAAGUUUGCAGUGGUGAAGAAGUGUGUUGAGAGGGCAACAGGAAAGGAACACGCCGCCAAGAUUCUGCGCAAGCGGCGGAAGGGUGAGGACUGCCGCAUGGACAUCAUCAACGAGAUCGCUGUGCUGGAGUCCGCCAGAGCCAACCCCUUUGUGGUUUCCCUGCACGAAGUCUAUGAGACCACCUCUGAGAUCAUCCUGGUCCUGGAGUGUGCUGCCGGAGGGGAAAUCUUUAACCAGUGUGUAGCAGAGAGCGACGAUGCUUUCACUGAGAAGGACGUGAUCCGAUUGGCCAGGCAAAUCCUCACGGGCGUGGCUUGGCUCCACCGCAACAACGUGGUUCACCUGGAUCUGAAGCCCCAGAACAUCCUGCUGACCAGCUCCCGUCCCCUGGGGGACAUUCGCAUUGUCGACUUUGGCCUGUCCAGGUGCAUGGACAACGUGAAGGAGGUUCGAGAGAUCCUGGGCACCCCAGAGUACGUAGCCCCAGAAAUCCUGAACUAUGAGCCACUCAGUACAGCGACAGAUAUGUGGAGCAUUGGGGUUCUUACGUAUGUGAUGCUGACCGGUGAGUCACCAUUCCUGGGUGACAACAAGCAGGAGACCUUCCUCAACAUCUCUCAGGUCAACGUGGACUACUCCCAGGAAAUCUUCCUGGGCGUGUCCUCCCUGGCAGUCGACUUCAUCAAGUCCCUCCUUGUCAAGAACCCCAGACAGAGGGCCACGGCAGAGGACUGUCUAAAGCACCCCUGGCUGAACGGUCACUCCCACCCCCACACUGGCCACACCCACACCAGACUGCUGCCCUCCCUGGAUGACCCUGAGACCAGCCAAUCAGAGUCGUAUCCUGAGCUGGAGAGCCCCGCCCCCUCCCCGGAGCUGGUUAUUGUUGCCUCCUACACACUGUGCCCCGGGCAGGGUGAGAUCAAGGCGGGGAGGGGCGGAGCCUUCACCUACGAGGAGCCCCUGCUCCAGCAGGAGCUCAUCUGCUGAGUCCUGCCCACCACAGACAAUCACGCUGUGAACUGCUGUUAACUUAUUCACAAAGCAAAAUGAAACCCUGAGACACUCCAGCACAGAGCAACACUAAUGUGAGCACUUUUAAACUCAUCUGUGUGUGUGUGCGCGCAUUCAUGUAUGAGUGUGUGUGUGUGUGUGUGUGUGUGCAUGUGCAUGUAUGAGCACGUGUGUGUGUGUCUGUGUUUGUGUGUGCGUAUGCAUGUAUGAGCACGUGUGUGUGUGUGCGUGUGCAUGUAUGAGCACUUGUGUGUGCAUGUAUGAGCACACGUGUGUGUGCGUACGCAUGUAUGAGCACACGUGUGUGUGCGUGUGCAUGUAUGAGCACACGUGUGUGUGUGUGUGUGUGUGUGCGUACGCAUGUAUGAGCACACGUGUGUGUGUGUGUGUGUGUGUGCGUAUGCAUGUAUGAGCACACGUGUGUGUGUGUGUGUGUGUGUGUGCGUGUGCAUGUAUGAGCACACGUGUGUGUGUGUGUGUUGUGUGUGUGCGUGUGCAUGUAUGAGCACACGUGUGUGUGUGUGUGUGUGUGCGUGUGCAUGUAUGAGCACUUCACGUGUGUGUGUGUAUGCAUGCAUGUGUGUGUUUAUGACAUACCCAAGUCCUCUGCCUUGGGGGAGGUCAGGUGUGAGAAUCAGUAUUUCCUGACUCUGUGGAGAAUGGAGAGAGUAGCACUUGUUUGGCCUGGUAUGCCUGCACACUUGGUGGUACAGAGUCCAUUUCCUGUGUUGCUAAACGACUUGAAUGAUGUUGGAAGGUGUGCAUCUCCAAGGGGAGAGCCAGCAUAGAUGAAGCCUGAUAAUGUAUGCAGUGUCCUUGUGUAACGAGGGCUUUUAUUUUGAAGCCAGCUGUUUUUGUUGGAUGAUGAGUGGAUGAUGUCAUUUCCGACCAAUGGAUGCCCUCAUCUGAGGGUUGUGGCACUUCCUGUGCGAAGGGGCAGUGUGGGACAGAAGGGGACAUGGCUGCGGGCAAACGUCCUCAUGAAGGCUGACCCCAUCUCUGUCCCCAAGCUAUCCAGCUCUACCUCAUGAAGGGUGACCCCAUCGCUGUCCCCAAGCUAUCCAGCUCUCCUUCUGACAGCAGCGAGACCAGCGGACAGUGCUGACAGACAGUCAUAGCAGCACUUUGUCAUCAGCCGGUUCUGUAAUGGUGGAAUAUGUCCUUGGCUCAAGCCUUUUGUAAACGUGCUGUCAGGCGUUGGCCGUCUGUAGCCUCCAGUCGGAGACGGAAACAUUAAUCAGGAAAUCGUCCAUUUUCUUCUAUAAUAUUCCACCCUGCCAGGUUUUCUCAUUUUUAAAUAAUUGAAAAUGUGUUCUGUUAAUGUUACACUGUUUUUUUUUUUUUUCAAAACAAUUCAUUUGUAGAUUUGUUUUGGUUUAUUCACCCUUUCUCUCCAUGAGAUUGGAAGUUUUUUCAAACUAAGGUCACAUGGAAUUCUGCAAUGGAACAGGCUGAGAAGUGAAGGGAAUGGUCUUUCUGAAAGUCCUGCCUGAAAUCCCCACGUUUUUGUUCAGUUCACAAUGUUUUGUAAAAAAUAUUUUUCUAUUGUCUUUGUAUUUUAAGAUUAAUAUGGUAUGAAAUAUAUAAAAGUGUAUUUUGUCUCUUUUCUACUUCUGUACUCUGGAUUCCACUCCUGUCUUGUGCUUUUAAAAUGUCAGGCAGGUUUGCACUUGCUAAUUCAGAUGAAUUUUGUAUUAUUGUUGAUAGGCUUGCCAAACCAUAUCAAGGGAAUGAAACGUGCAUUUUUGUAUUAAAGAAUUAUUUUCACCUCA
Messenger RNA from Anguilla rostrata (American eel), 3262 nucleotides. Its product is annotated as serine/threonine-protein kinase 17A-like. NCBI's taxonomy places the organism in Eukaryota, Metazoa, Chordata, Actinopteri, Anguilliformes, Anguillidae. Gene Ontology annotation, cellular component: nucleus. The record is from RefSeq and is a predicted model, not a curated record. Bases 375 to 1466 code for a protein of 363 amino acids. The transcript has 8 exons. Gene Ontology annotation, molecular function: protein serine/threonine kinase activity; ATP binding. Gene Ontology annotation, biological process: intracellular signal transduction; protein phosphorylation; positive regulation of apoptotic process.